GUCGCACUUGCCUUCCACAAUUUUCGAAUUCGGAAAUUUCGAACCUCAUCAUCCUCUACUAACUUCACAGCAGGCCAGGUCAAGUAAACUUGCACCCACCACAACUGGCAAAAUGAAGUUGAACAUCAGCUACCCUGCCAAUGGCAGCCAGAAGCUCAUCGAUAUUGAGGAUGAGCGCAAGCUCCGUGUCUUCAUGGAGAAGCGCAUGGGCGCUGAGGUUCCUGGUGACUCCAUCGGCGAUGAGUUCAAGGGCUACAUCUUCCGCAUCACCGGUGGAAACGACAAGCAGGGUUUCCCUAUGAAGCAGGGUGUCAUGCACCCUACCCGUGUCCGCCUCCUCCUUUCCGAGGGCCACUCUUGCUACCGACCCCGACGCACCGGUGAGCGCAAGCGAAAGUCUGUCCGUGGCUGCAUUGUCGGCAUGGAUCUCUCUGUCCUCGCCCUCAGCAUCGUCAAGCAGGGUGAUGCUGACAUCCCCGGCCUCACCGACGUCGUCCACCCUAAGCGCCUCGGUCCCAAGCGCGCCACCAAGAUCCGCAAGUUCUUCGGCCUCACCAAGGAUGACGAUGUCCGCAAGUACGUUAUCCGACGAGAGGUUCAGCCCAAGGGUGAGGGCAAGUCUCCUUACACCAAGGCUCCCCGCAUCCAGAGACUCGUCACCCCUCAGCGUCUCCAGCACAAGCGUCACCGCGCUGCCCUCAAGCGCCGCCAGGCCGAGAAGGUCAAGGACGAGGCCAACGAGUACGCCCAGGUCCUUGCCAAGCGUGUUGCUGAGGCCAAGGCCAACAAGGCCGAUGCCCGUAAGCGACGAGCAAGCUCUAUGCGCAAGUAAGGUUCUGGCGUUUAAUGAAAAAAAAAGUGGAAUCAUACCUUGGACUUGUGGUUUGCAUGCAUUGGGAGUGAGGAUUCUCUAUAGGGCUUGUUUUGAGCCAGCCACGACUGCGUUAGAGACAUUUCGAAAAUAUGAACAUGCAUUAAUGCACUCGUAA
Messenger RNA from Fusarium oxysporum Fo47, 989 nucleotides. RefSeq names its product 40S ribosomal protein eS6. Bases 113 to 832 code for a protein of 239 amino acids. Gene Ontology annotation, molecular function: structural constituent of ribosome. Gene Ontology annotation, biological process: translation. Gene Ontology annotation, cellular component: ribosome. The transcript is spliced from 5 exons. Lineage: Eukaryota; Fungi; Ascomycota; Sordariomycetes; Hypocreales; Nectriaceae. The record is from RefSeq and is a predicted model, not a curated record.